Molecule: messenger RNA, 1039 nt
Organism: Moneuplotes crassus
Lineage: Eukaryota; Ciliophora; Spirotrichea; Euplotida; Euplotidae
Source: the annotation of a GenBank genome assembly
GUAAGCUUCUUCUGAGUCCUUCUGGUCGCCAGCAGCCGAGGAAGGGAGAUUGGGGUGGAAGGGAUGGGGGUAUCUUCUUAGCUAUUUUUUGGGAGUUUUUUCAUGUUAUUGCCAUUUUAAUCAAAUUUCUACAGGAAAAUGGGUUGAUGCCAUAGUGAAGAGGACGAUAAAAAAGCAGAAAUAGAUUUAGGCAAAAAGAAAAAGAAUCAAGAUCCUGAUUCGAAACACUUUGAUCUCAAAGGUAAAAAUAAAGGCAAAAGUAAAUAAAAAUAAAAAGGCUAAAAAGGCUAAAAAGGCUAAAAAGGCUAAAAGCCAAGCACUCGACAAUAAAGCAAAGGCAAAAUCUGCAACUUUAGUGAGGCAAGUAACCUCAUUGAUGAACUCUGGUAACGCUGAGAAAAGAGUGAUCUCACACUCUAAACACAAUUCUUUAAACGAAGACAAAGACCUCAGAUCAUCCAAUAGCCCAGUUGGCAACUCUAAUUCAGAUAAUCAUAGACUAGAGAAUGAUGAUUCCCAGACCAAAGCCACAUGUUUGAUUAACACUGAAGGACUAGAAUAUGAAGGAGAUGUUGAUAAAGAUACCCAAAAGAUGCAUGGCACUGGAAAAAUAUUAUUCCCAAAUGGGUCAGUCUAUAAAGGCAAGAUCAAGCAGGAUGUCCUAGAGGGACCAGGAGUCCUUAAGCUUCCAGGAGGUGCUGUAUAUCAAGGAAUGUUUCAUAAAAAUAAAUUUCAUGGAAAAGGAAUGUUUACUCAGAAGGAUGGCAGCUUCUAUUCAGGAGACUGGGUUAAAGGAAAGAAACAUGGGAUGGGAACAGAAUUAGCUCGAGAUGGCUCUGAAUAUGAAGGUGCUUUCCAGAAUGAUCUUUAUCAUGGACACGGUGUAGCUAAGCUUACAAAUGGUGCUGUUUACACUGGAAAUUUUAAGGCAGGAAAGCUACAUGGCAAAGGUACAAUAGAGCAAGAAGAUGGGACAAAGAUUAAAGCUAUGUUCAGAGAUGACGAGAUGAUUAAACAAAUCAGCCAAACAAAAUUGUAG